AUCACAGCUACUACAACACAUUAGCGUCUGCCUCGCGAUUCGUCGUCGUUUUCUGCCCGUUGUUUCAUUAGUAGACUAUUAUUAAAAGAGAGUUUAUUUGAAAACUGCAGCAGACACGAUGGUCCGUUUGAAAUAGCAUUUCAAGAUUGAAUUCAUGAAGAAUAUAACAUCCUUAUCGUCUGACGAUGAGGAGGCUGAACAAAAAGAAAGCCCUGAACUUUGUAAAGGAACUGGAUGGUUUUCCCAAGGUUCCUGAGAGUUAUGUAGAGACAACAGCUAGUGGAGGAACAGUGUCCGUGUUGGCCUUCACUGCCAUGGCUCUUCUUGCCUUCUUUGAGUUCUUUGUGUAUCGGGACACAUGGAUGAAAUAUGAGUAUGAAGUGGAUAAGGACUUUACCAGUAAACUAAGAAUUAAUAUAGAUAUCACAGUUGCCAUGAGAUGUCAAUUUGUUGGAGCAGAUGUGUUAGAUUUGGCUGAGACAAUGGUAGCAUCUGAUGGCCUGCAGUAUGAACCUGUUGUUUUUGACCUUUCUCCCCAGCAAAGGAUCUGGCAUAGGAUGCUCUUGCUCAUUCAGAGCCGUCUUCAUGAAGAACAUUCACUUCAAGACGUUCUGUUCAAGAAUGUAAUGAAAGGUGCCCCCACUGCUCUCCCACCCAGGGAAGAUGACCCCACCCAGCCUCUCAAUGCCUGCAGAAUACAUGGACAUCUCUAUGUCAAUAAAGUAGCAGGAAAUUUCCACAUCACUGUGGGCAAGGCUAUCCCACAUCCUCGAGGUCAUGCUCAUCUUGCAGCCCUUGUCAGCCAUGAAACAUACAACUUCUCCCAUCGGAUUGACCAUCUGUCAUUCGGAGAGGAAAUACCAGGCAUUCUGAAUCCUUUGGACGGCACAGAAAAAGUGUCUACAGAUCAUAAUCAGAUGUUCCAGUACUUUAUCACCAUUGUGCCCACAAAACUGGAAACAUAUAAAUUGUCUGCAGAUACACACCAAUAUUCAGUCACUGAGCGGGAGCGAGUGAUAAACCACGCAGCAGGAAGCCAUGGUGUGUCUGGGAUCUUUAUGAAGUAUGACAUCAGCUCUCUGAUGGUGAAGGUGACGGAACAGCACAUGCCACUCUGGCAGUUCCUCGUGCGACUCUGUGGCAUCAUAGGCGGAAUUUUCUCGACUACAGGCAUGUUGCAUGGUUUGGUUGGCUUCUGCGUAGAUGUCAUCUGCUGUCGGUUUAAACUGGGGGUUUACAAACCAAAUAAAGUGAAUCUUCUCGAUGGCCAUGUGAACAGCUUGACACCGCUUCUUUCUAAGAACGGUGAACACUAGCUAGGUUCUCCUUGCCACAUUUUAAAAAUAAAUAAAACACUUGUAAAUCCUCAGAUUACAUUAAUACACAUGACAUUUGAGGUACUUUAAGUUUGCCAGUUUAUUGUCAUUUGUGGUACACAUGGUCAUCUGUGAGAAUAUUGUUGGGUGCAAAAAACUUUUUUGUUAAAUUAUUGGUUUAAUUAAAUGUAAAUUACAAAAAGCAAUCAUGGCUUGAAAAAAAAUUAUUAUUUUAGAGGAUAGAGAUUUUUGGAAAAGCUCGUCAUUGAUCAUCUACAUUUCUUGCAAGUCAUUUUUUAUUAUUUUACUUGUGAAGGCAGCUCUUUUCUCUAAAGAUAUGUUAAAAUAUUCGUAAACUAGCGUAACAUAAUUUUAAUUGAGUGGAUGAAAUACCCCCUUUAAAAAUAUCCAAAUAUGCAGUUAAGUCAGAUUAAAUUGUGUGAUUUUUAUACAACUUUGAUUCAAAGACACAGUCAUUACAGUAUUAGGAUUUGUUUGGGGAGUUUGUCUUGUUUGGUCAGUUUGUCUUGUUUGGUCAUCCAGUAUCCCAACAGAGCCAAGGUUUUAAAGCAAUAGCUCACCCAAAAAUGAAAAUGCUCUCAACUUUUACUCAGCCUCAUGCCACCCAAUACAUGUAUGACUUCAGUAGAACACAAAGAUUUUUAGAAGAACAUCUCAGCUCUGUUGGUCUAUUCAAAUGCAAGACCUUUGAAGAGCCAAAAUCACAUAAUGGCAGUAUAGAAGUAAUUCAUGUGACUCCAGUGGUUACAUUAAUGUCUUCUGAAUCGAUAUAAUAGGUGUGGGUGAGAAAAUGUUGUGUGCUGCCAUAGUGUCUAGUCACAAAAACAUACAAGUCAAUAGUGGAAAAGGUGCAUUCAAAUCCUACUGAUUAAUCUUUCAUAGUAAACAGGAAACUCACAUUACAUAUCUUGUUCAAGGCUGAGGCUAGUUGUGUUUCAUUUAAAUCAAUAUACAGGAUACUUUACAUGAAUAAUAAUAAUGUGGCUUAUUAUAAUUUAAUAUGUUUGUUCAUGAAACAGAUUGUCGAUGUUUUUUUGUAGCAACAUUUAAGAAAGUGCAAAUGACAAUUACACUAUUUUAUGUAUGGAAUAGGGGUCACACUGAUAAAUCAGGAAAAAAAAAUCUCUCGAACAAGCUCCAGAGCCUCAUCAGUUUUCUGUGAGAUGUCUUCAAGCUGUGGCUUCUUCUCAGAAGUUCCUAAGCCAUCAAGAUUUUUCACCAGAUUUGCACUGGUGCUUUCUUCCAUGCAGUUCCCAAAUGGGACGGUCUCUUGCUCUGCAAUGUCACAAUCUGUGUAUAAAACACCGUCAUCAGAGUCUGAUGUUUCUGCGUCUGUCUCUGGAAUGAUUAUUCCCACCUCUGG
Xyrauchen texanus (razorback sucker) is the source of this 2700-nucleotide messenger RNA. RefSeq names its product endoplasmic reticulum-Golgi intermediate compartment protein 2-like. The transcript is spliced from 14 exons. The coding region runs from base 186 to 1316 and encodes 376 amino acids. NCBI's taxonomy places the organism in Eukaryota, Metazoa, Chordata, Actinopteri, Cypriniformes, Catostomidae. The record is from RefSeq and is a predicted model, not a curated record. Gene Ontology annotation, cellular component: endoplasmic reticulum; membrane; COPII-coated ER to Golgi transport vesicle. Gene Ontology annotation, biological process: endoplasmic reticulum to Golgi vesicle-mediated transport; retrograde vesicle-mediated transport, Golgi to endoplasmic reticulum.